CCUAGCCGGACACCUUUUAGUGUGACUCAAGGAAGAAGCUUGUUAUUAUUUUGAGCUAACUGUCAGCCCUAGAGCUACUUUGCUACCUAAACGUACUGGUCAAAAUGUCUUCAGACUUUGAAUCCUACGAGCAGGACUUUGGAACGACUACAGCCGAGUUAACAAAUAAAAUCGGCAGAAUUCCCAAACUAAGUGGAGAGGAGAAGACGCAGCUGAUUCUAAAUGUCGACAAACAGCUUGAAGAAGUCAGAGAGUUGAUGGAGCAGAUGGAUCUGGAGGUGCGAGAGAUCCCCAUUCAGAGCAGAGCCAUGUACAACGGCAGACUGAAGAGCUACAAGCAGGAGCUGGAGAAGCUUGAGAAAGAUUUUAAAAGGUCACGUAUUGCCUACAGUGAUGAGGUGCGCCACGAGCUCCUUGGGGAUGAUGGCGGCUCCUCAGAGGGCCAGUUGAUAAAGUUGCGUGAAGAGAGAGCGCAUCUGUUGGACAACACAGAGAGGCUGGAAAGGUCAUCGCGGAGACUGGAGGCUGGCUACCAGAUAGCAGUGGAAACUGAACAAGUCGGACAGGAGAUUCUCUCCAACCUGCACGGCGACCGUGAGAAGAUACAAAAAGCCAGAGAGAGGCUGAGAGAAACGGACGCCAACUUGGGCAAGAGUUCCCGCAUCCUCACUGGCAUGCUGAGAAGGUAAGAGGCAGGAUCAUCCAAAACCGCGUCCUGGUCUUCAUACUGGGAGCCAUCAUUCUUCUCACCAUCAUCCUGGCCAUCUAUUUCAAUCUGCGAGGCCACUGAUCUCAGCUGUACACACAUACGUACAAGCUCCCCCCUCCAUCCCAAAACAAAUACAAAUACACACUCACCCUUGAUUAAUAGCGACAAACGCGUUGUUCUGCUGUAAUUAGGACAAAUGGUCCCAAUGAAUCACUGUUUCCAAAGCCUGACAGGGAGCUUUUUUUUCCUCCCCAUCUCUCUGUUUCUUCCUUUUCUUUUCUGCCUUUUUUUCCUCCCUUUGUGCUUCCUUUCUCCUUCUUUCUCUCAGUUGUUUAUUUCCUCUCUGUGUCAGGCUUUUUCUUACAUCUCUAGGGGGAUAAAAAAAAAAAAAAAAACUUGGUGAGAAUUUUUUCCACCAGUUAAAUCUUUCUGUGGCAUCAUAUAUAGUUUGGUGAACACAGUCCGAAUCAAAGCCGAUUCCCAAGUUCCCUUUCCUUUUUUUCCACAACAGAGGUGUGGCAAGCCACUUUCCAGAUCUGUAUGAAAAGAAAAGUCUUAAAACGAUGAAAAUGUAAUGUUAGCUUCUGCAGCUUCAUGAUUCAGUAAAUCUUUAUAGACCCUUGCAUACAAAGAUACCUAAAAAUACAUUCACAGCACAUCAAGUUGGUCGUUUACUCUGAGUUGUUAUUAUAGUUUGCAUUUAGUAAACAAACAUGGGAAUAUUUUAGGAGCCCAGCAACUGAGACUAAUAAAUAUAUAUAUAUCGCUUUGCUACACUUUUAAGGGAACACUGACCGGGCCUUGUCAGGUUCAACCCAUAAAACAAUCCAGAGAAAAGCUUUUCCUGACUGUAAAGUAUGAGCGUCAGCUUCCAGGCUCUCCCAAAGCACACAUUACAACUCAUUUUUAUGGACUUGCGGAAAUUACAAGUUUCACACUGUUGUGUACUAACAUUUAAAUGUCUAUCUUGUGUAGUUUUUUUUUCUUCGAUAUGAGCAAUUUUGUUUGUAUUUAUUUAUGAUUUCAAGAUUCCAAUUAAAAUGUAUGUAGUGGAACUGUACAAGAGAGAAUUUUUGUUGUUGUUUCUAACAUUGUUUGUGUUAUUAGUAGAUGAAGAACAGAAGGCAGGACAAGGUGAAGUUUGUCAUCAUAUUCUUUCAUGAAUGUAGUUUGUUAUAUGUCUGAAUUCCGUCCCUACCUUCUAACUUUAAAAUAACUAUAUAAUGCGAUACUAUCUAGUGCCCUGGAUUUUAAAAACAAUUCGGCGACCAUGCUCAGUACUGUUACUUUUUUUUAAUUAUUAAACUGCAAAUAUGAUGUCACAGCUUUCCCGAAAUAAAAACCAACUAGAUACAUUUUACAAAUACUAUUUAUGGGUUCUUAAAAAGGAAAACUUGGAUAGUUUAGUUUUUUCCCCGCAUUAAAAAAAAAUCAUUCAAAAGCAAUGCAUUGUGGUCUAUAUUCUAGUGAGCAUCAACACUCACUGGUUUUUCGCAGAGACUUCUGGGAAAUUUCUAAGGCUCUUGAUAUAUAUAUUUUUUAUAUAUAUUCCAGAAAAAUCUUGAACUUUGUGGCACGAAAACCUAAUUAGGGAUGGACAUAGCUUAGGAUCCCAGCAAAAAAAUCCAAAGAUGGCAGCCAUACACUUGAUGCAGUCUUUCAAUUUUAGGGGUAUUUGUAGAAUACUAUAUGUGUUUUAUGUAUACUUAAAGAUUACAUUUUGGGAUUUCUCAUGGCUAACAAGUUAUAUACAUUAUAUAUAUGUUUUUAUUUAUUUAUUUUUUUCUAACACGCCAUGUAGUGCUCUAAGUAGUGAGUAGUGAAGGAAUUCAGACUACAGUGUUUGUUCUGAGUAUGGAGUGACGUAUUUUCACAUUUUUGCUAUUUAAUUCUUCAUAAAAUCUGGGAAAAUCCUCAUUUAAAACCCGUUUUUAUGAUUUUUCUACAUGUGACUUGGAGGAUGGAUAAGAGUGCUGUUCUAACCAGAAGUACAUAUGAGGGUAAAAGUGUCUCUCGUGGUCGCUGUUCCCACUGAGGACAUUUGCUAUUCUGUUUCAGAGCCAUAGUCUUCUAUUUGGUCCAUGAGGGGGAGGAGGGGUUCGUCCCCCUCCACCCCAUAAACACACACCAGAGUACCUCCCCAGUCACCCAUCGUUUCACAGGCCCUCACCAGCCGCUGCUCCGUCGUCGGCUUCAAAGCCUCAAAUUAAUGGCCAACAAAAUAGCAUGCCUCCAAAUGUCCAAAUGUCCCAUGCGGGGCCACCCCACCAAGAGUUAUCAUUAAAGUCGGGGACUAACGAAAACCGAAUCAAGGAAAAAAGAAGUGAAAAAGGAAGGAAGGACAUUGGCGGGGGGCGCCAAGGAGGGGGUGCGUUCCCCGGUAGUUGGGCAAACCCCGUCUGUUAAUGACCCUCAUAGAUGGUGCCUUCACCCAGAGAAAGUGCACGGUGUGUGUCUGCCUGCAUGUGCAGCCUGCCUACAGUCUGUGCUCUCUUCUCUGUCUUACCCCCCCCCCCCCUCCUUCCCCCUUUCCCUGUACCUCUCCUGCCACCUCCUCUCCUCCUCCCUGUCCUCCCCUCUCUCCCUGCCUCCCUCCAUCCCAGCCUGUCAGAUGAGCAGAGCGGUAGCUAGUGAGUGAGCGGUGGAAGGCAGCGUGGCGGCGGCUUCUAUUUGAAGUUGUAAUGGUGUCAAAAAGUCAGGGCUGACUGACAGACGUCAGUCCCACAGGGCCUCAUUAAAAACAGACCCACUUGACAAGGAAAUAAUUGAACGCCGGCGACAACUCCAGGGCCCCUUCGUGUUUUUAGAUGUUUUUAUUUUCUUUUCAUUAUUAGCGCCGAGCUAUUAUGUUCAUUAAGAAAUGGCAUUAAGACAAGUUUUAAAAGCGGGCAAUGGCGGGGAGGGGCGGAGGGAAGGCGAGGAUGCACUGAGGUGGGGAGACAGCGAUUUGUGUAGAAACCCCUGUUUUGUUUUAUUAUUGAAAACGCCGUCAUGUGAUCGCUCGGCUCUCCCCUGUUUCCAUUCUUCUUUUCAUCCCCCCUUUUUUCCUCAUUUAUCCCCGGGCUUUCAUCUUUUCCCCGCGUCUCUCUCUCUUUUUCUCCCUACCUUGCCCGUCUUUUUCGUCUUUCCGUCGCACUCUUUUUCUCGGCGAAGUGGGCGUCUCGGAAUAAGACCUGGAUUAUUCAUUAACCUCCCCUCCCCACCACCGCAUCACCCCCACUCCCUCCAUUUGCUGAUUUAGUUUUCGACAAGCGUCUCGCAGCAGAAGAGAAUGAGAACUUGUCAAAAAUGGGUUAUAUCUUAUUCCAAAGGGCAACAAAAGCAGCAGCAACAGACAUCUUUUAAUAUUUAAUCUAGAUGGGUGUUAACCCUUCUUAAGUCUAAAAAGAAGAAGGGUGGGAGGUAAAUAAACAUGAAGAAUUAAUUAUUGUAUGUCUGUAAGGUGAGUUUGUCUCCAAUAAUGUGACAGCUCCAUUUAAAAGCCCAUUAUUUUCUCAUCAGUUUGCUCCUUUUGGCUGUUUUUUUCUUUUUUUUUUAGUUACACAGACAGUAGGAUUAGACUUUUAUUUAGUCAUUUUCUAAUCUAUUGCUGAACUUCCACGCCUCCCAUCUUCCAGCCAAUCCCCUCCUCCUGCUCCCCAGCAGUUUCGCAGCAUCUGUGAUAAACACACAGAUGUUCGUCAGAAUGACUACUACCCUCGUUUUUGGCAAUCUGUUCCUCUGUGUUUGUGUGGCACCUGUGGAGGGUGGGCGCCUCUUCAUCUUAAAGGGUGUCCACAGCGCUGUCACACAUGCACAAACAUGCAUGUAUUUUUAAAGAGGGCCCACAACACACCCUGGAAGAGAAAAAGCAAACCACACACACACACACAAUGGCUCUGUUUGAGAACUAGAAUGAGCCUCCUUCUAUUUGAUUCAUAGGACACAGCGCUGCACGUAUGGUAGAUGCACCCCAUUAAGAGCACACACACGAUCUAGUGUACGGGUCUCCGAAACGGAGCCAUGUUCUCCAUUUGUACACGCCACCAGCUCUAGCAGAAUGGCUCCCUUUCUCUCAUCUGCCCUUUAUCUGCCUUUUCCUUCACCCCACGAGCGCCGUCGACCGUUUUAUUGGUGUUUGUGCUCACAGUGAAAUGACAAUGACCCCCAUUAUUUCAGGAAGCCACAGGGUCUGCAGCCAUACAUACAUUGAUGUCUGUAUGCUUGCACGCACAUGAUGCCUCCCCCUGUCGCUCAGAGAAAGAGGAGAUGCCGGAUUGUCUGUUAUUUCCGCGUGACUCAUUCUUUCCUCCGUCCAGAUGGACCAAUCAGAACUGGAUUUGUGUGAUCUUCUGUCUGUGCCUGUACUGUUUAAAGCAUUUCUGAUAAUAAAAAAAAAAAAUCAACAUA
This is a messenger RNA of Oryzias latipes (Japanese medaka), 5098 nucleotides long. RefSeq names its product vesicle transport through interaction with t-SNAREs 1A (gene vti1a). Gene Ontology annotation, molecular function: SNARE binding; SNAP receptor activity. NCBI's taxonomy places the organism in Eukaryota, Metazoa, Chordata, Actinopteri, Beloniformes, Adrianichthyidae. The record is from RefSeq and is a predicted model, not a curated record. Gene Ontology annotation, biological process: retrograde transport, endosome to Golgi; vesicle fusion with Golgi apparatus; intracellular protein transport. Gene Ontology annotation, cellular component: SNARE complex; late endosome membrane; Golgi apparatus.